UUGCUGUGAGCCGGUCAGUAGUGCGUCGAGCUUUCAUCGUUGCAAGUAGGAACGAUCCUAGUAAAAACAUAAACAAAAAUGAGUUCAAAAGAAAAUAACGAAGUUGCAGUUGAAAAACUAGACAACGAAAAAAGUGCAGAGGCGAAGUACGAGUUAAAAGGCACGAAGCGAGCGGCGGAGGAAAAGACAGACGAACCAAAAAAAGCAAAAAAGGAGGAGAAUGGAGCUAAUUCUGAAGACGAAUUGGAUGAAGAGGAGGAAGAAGGUGUAGAGGAAGAGGAAGACACGGGAGAAGAGGAACUUCCCGAGGGGGAAGAUGAGGAAAUAGAAGGGGAAGAGGACGACGAGGAUGUAGAGGGCGAGGAGGGCGUGGAUGAGGAGGAAGACGAUGCAUAAUAGAGUGGGGGCCGUCUACUCUGUGAACGAUAUUUGGCGGACUAUCUCAGUGCAAAGUCCCGAGCUACUUUGUGGACACAUAAACUCAGUUAAUCGUUAAAAGUGCGUCUUAAGCAACAGUUGUUCCAUUCUGCCAUUGUUGAACCAUCAUCCACUGUAAAGUAAACAGCCAAGAGGACCCAUCGCUCUCCACAAGCUACCUCGCGACCUUUGCCAGUCAGGACUCUUCAGUGACCGUGCAAACUGCGUGUGACCCGCGGUACCUGACAUUUCUAACUUAUUACGUAUCCCCUUCGAUUUGUAAAAAAUGUCCAUUUUGUGUAAAGAUAGAUAUAAAUUUAGUUUAAGUUUGUCUCUGAUACAAAAUGUUUCUUUUUUUUUCCCUAAUUAAGUAAUUGUACAAAAAAUUUUUGAAAAUGUCGCAGGACCCACAUCACUUCCAGCUGUUGGAAGCUCGAAAACUAAAAAUAUGUAAUUUCGAUUGAACCGCGACCGUUAUCGUGUAACGGUCGCGCCAAUCCGACAAGAGUAUAUAAAAGAAGGGCAAUAAAGUGUUACUGUAGGCUAAAUAGACCUUAGUCUAUCUAAUCUGUUUUUAGAUCCGUGUGUUUACUUGUAUGUAUGAUAUAUCUUGUAAUUAAUUUUUUUUUAAUUAAUUUUAUUUUAAGAAAUUGCGUUUAUUAGCGAUGCUAGUCUUCGCACUUUUUUAUUCACUGCCAAAUGUAUGUUAUUGAUUAUAUGGAAAGCACCCCACCGACCAAUUGUUUCGAUGAUUCAGUUCCGCAGUUCAGUUAAACUUGAAUUCUAUCCUCGGAGUCGUCGCCUCUGUGGGUACUAUUUGUUUUUGUUUUUUUUUAAAUACGCAGCCGAUUUUGAUUUUAUUACAGUUUUAUACUAUGGGGGUUUUUAUAUAAUUGUGGUCUCCAUUUGGCGCCAUUCAUUCCAACUAAUCUUUACGACAAUUGGGUGGUUGCGCCUUAAUCCGAUAUAUUUUUACUACAAAUGAGGUUUUAUGAACUGUUUGUCUACUUAACAAAAUGAUCUUGUAGAAAUUUAUUUGUAACAGUGCUGUAUGAUUUCUGAGUGAUUAUAAACGAUGGAUACAAAUUGUUUCAUA
This is a messenger RNA of Anoplophora glabripennis (Asian longhorned beetle), 1513 nucleotides long. RefSeq names its product glutamic acid-rich protein. The coding region runs from base 79 to 396 and encodes 105 amino acids. NCBI's taxonomy places the organism in Eukaryota, Metazoa, Arthropoda, Insecta, Coleoptera, Cerambycidae. The transcript is spliced from 3 exons. The record is from RefSeq and is a predicted model, not a curated record.